Coregonus clupeaformis (lake whitefish) is the source of this 3322-nucleotide messenger RNA. Its product is annotated as transmembrane channel-like protein 6. NCBI's taxonomy places the organism in Eukaryota, Metazoa, Chordata, Actinopteri, Salmoniformes, Salmonidae. Gene Ontology annotation, cellular component: plasma membrane. Gene Ontology annotation, molecular function: mechanosensitive monoatomic ion channel activity. The coding region runs from base 435 to 2411 and encodes 658 amino acids. The record is from RefSeq and is a predicted model, not a curated record. The transcript is spliced from 17 exons.
CUCCAGGCACCGUAGGUGUGAACCAACAGGCGGCAUCUCUUCGGAUUCAUUGGUGGUUUGCGGCUGAGCAUGGAAGUCUUCAAAAACGGGAUUUCUACAUCCUGUGAGUGACUGUCUUGUUCAGUCCUGAUCAAGAUAUUCCUGAUAACAUGUGAACAUGACACAUUGCCUGUGAUAAGGGUCUUUGGGAGGAAGGAGUACACUAGUGGUCUGUGGGAGGAACCGCUUCCUCUUAUCUUCCUUCGAUUGUGAAACAACCCUACUUCCGAACUGGAAGACAUGACUGGGACGAUGCACUAACUACAGUAUAUAACACAAAACAGUGCCUCUGUUCUGCCAAUCCUCUAUUCCUGGCGGGCUCCCCUAUGCUUCUGUCUGUGAUUGGAAAAAUCUAAGACAGACAGGUGUGGCCACGCAGGCUGAAGACCAGGAGGAUGGCAUACAGUGUGGACUUCAAUCUGAGCCCUAUAAUGGAGCAUGAAUUAGAGAGUCUUAGGGGUGAUGAUACGGCCCAGGACUCCAUGUGCCAGCUCAUCAGGGUGACUGCAGCAGGUCUGGAGAGUGGUAAUGGCAGUCCUGAAAACCUGGAAAUGGAAGGCAGAGAUCGGCUGGCCUACCAGAUGAGUGAUGUCAAAGAGCGGGCAGAUGAGAACAGGCUGCAGAGCAGUGAGGAGUCCAUGCAGACCAACCUUCUGGUCAGGAACCGCUGGUCUACCACCACCCUGAGGGUGCUGUCCUCCAUGCCCAGUCGCAGUGUCGGGCAGCAGAGUCGUCUUGAAAUCAUCUCCCAGUGCAACAUCCGUUCUACUCAGCUGCGCAGGUACCACCGCCAGACCCAAGACAUUUCCCUCUCCUCCAGACCUAGUAUCCGUGGCUAUGGGAUCGAGGCAGACUCUGAGGAUGUCUGUGAGGAAGAGACCAAGAGACAGGAGCUGGUCAACAAUCUUCAGAGUCUGUCGGCCGGUGACCGUGUGCGUAUGCUGCGUGCCAUGCCCCUCAGUCUGGCAGAGAAGACUCAACUCAGGAAACUUGCAUUCAGUGACAAAGUUGGACAGUCCCUCUUGAGCAGCCAGGUUCCCUGCAGUAGCCUCCUUAAGCGAGCUUUGUAUCACGUCUUGUUCAGCGGUCUCUUCAUCCUAAGUUCCCUGCAGUUGUGGAAGGUGGCUCUGAAGAGGCUGGGUGGCCGCUUCGGCACUGGUGUGCUCUCCUACUUCCUCUUCCUCAGGACUCUUCUGCUCUUCAACGUCUUCCUCUUCCUCAUCAACGGCCUGUUCCUGGUCCUCCCCCAGGCCAUCCACCCGCCCCUUCACACCCCCAGCUCCCACAGAGUCACAGGCCUGGAGCUGUUCACUGGCACGGGUUAUCUCUCGAACUCUCUAAUGUUUUAUGGCUACUACACCAACUCCACCAUCAACAUCAGUUGUAGACCUGAUGAAGCCACCACCGGGACUGUCUGCGGCACCACCAGUGACCCUCAGAUGAUGGCCUACAACAUUCCCUUAGCCUACUUGUUCACCAUCGGCAUAUCAUUCUUUAUCACCGGCAUCGUCCUCGUCUACAGCACGUCCAAGUCCUUUGGGAGGAGUUUCCGUGUGUUCAAGUCUCAGGGAAACUUGGCCAUAAAGGUCUUCUGCUCCUGGGAUUUCAAAGUCAGCAAGAAGACAUCUGUCAGGCUGCAGUCGGAAAACAUCAGCACCCAGCUCAAGGAGCUGUUCUCGGAGGUGAACUGCAGAGAGGAGGAGAAGGGCAGGCUGGCUGGGAUGGCGGUGCACCUGCUAGCAUGGAGCAUGUGUCUGGGGAGCACGUUCUGCUGUGUCCUCGGCAUCCACUGCUUUGCCAAGUACAUGCACCUGUAUGACCAGAGGAGACUUGAGGAUGCAAAGGGAGAGGUCAGUUUGGUGGAUGAGGCUCGUCUGCUGGCCCUGCCUGGGGUUGUGUCCUGUGGGAACCUGCUCCUCCCUGGUCUCUUCAACCUCGUGUCUUGGAUGGAGAACUACAACUCGCCCAUUAUACGUCUCUAUGUUGCCAUCUUCAGGAACUUACUGCUGAAGGUGAGCAUUCUUGGAGUACUGUGCUACCAUUGGCUGGGUAAAAUUGCAGCUGAACCAGAGCGACGUGGUCUGCAGUGCUGGGAGAGCUUUGUUGGUCAGGAGCUGUAUCGAUUCCUGCUCAUGGAUUUCAUAUUCACGGUUCUCUACACGGUCUUCGGAGAAUUUAUUUGGAAGCUGUUUUCUCAAGGAGUGCUGAGGAGAAGGAGGAAGCCAGUGUUUGAUAUCGCCCGUAACGUACUCGAGCUCAUCUAUGGACAAACCCUCACCUGGCUAGGCAUGCUCUUCACCCCUUUACUCCCAGCUGUGCAGAUCAUCAAGCUGUUGUUGUUGUUCCAUAUGAAAAAGGUAGGUAGGUUUUAGCUCAUCUCAGAGCUCCACCAAUGUGACCAUUACACAGUGAAGAUGGACCCCAUCUCAGAGCUCCACUAGUGUGACCAAUACCUGGUGAAGGUAGGCCCCAGCUCAGAGCUCCACUAGUGUGACCAGUACCUGGUGAAGGUAGGCCCCAGCUCAGAGCUCCACUAGUGUGACCAAUACCUGGUGAAGGUAGGCCCCAGCUCAGAGCUCCACUAGUGUGACCAGUACCUGGUGAAGGUAGGCCCCAGCUCAGAGCUCCACUAGUGUGACCAAUACCUGGUGAAGGUAGGCCCCAGCUCAGAGCUCCACUAGUGUGACCAAUACCUGGUGAAGGUAGGCCCCAGCUCAGAGCUCCACUAGUGUGACCAUUUCAGUGACAGUGGUACACUCAUCAAAUGAGGUCAAACAACCAUGUCUAAACCCUGCACUUAUCAUAACCAGAGGCCCAAAAAGUGUUGAAAAACUAUUAGGUAAGUAAAGGUCCGGUCCAGAAACGUAUGGUCCCCAACAUGCUCUGUUUGCUUGCCUGCCUUCUCUUGCCUUGCUCACUUCCGUGCGAGCCGCUUCCUUCAAUUGAAAAUUAAUAGAAUUCGUCAUUUUGUCGCCAGCUAUCGCCCUCCAUGGAAGCCUCAGCGGUGUUCGACUAAUCAGUCUCUCUUCUCUUGUUGCUGUUCUCCUCUCUCAGAGCAGUCUACUGGUGAACUGUCUUGUUGCUGUUCUCCUCCCUCAGAGCAGUCUACUGGUGAACUGUCUUGUUGCUGUUCUCCUCCCUCAGAGCAGUCUACUGGUGAACUGUCUUGUUGCUGUUCUCCCUCCCUCAGAGAAGUCUACUGGUGAACUGCCAGGUAUCCAGGAAGCCGUGGAGGGCCAGUCAGAUGAGCACACUCUUCAUCUCUCUGCUGUGUUUCCCCUCC